Messenger RNA from Castor canadensis (American beaver), 1530 nucleotides. The record is from RefSeq and is a predicted model, not a curated record. NCBI's taxonomy places the organism in Eukaryota, Metazoa, Chordata, Mammalia, Rodentia, Castoridae.
UAUGGCCUUUGUUCUAAAGCAUUUAUAGCUAUGGAUUUGCCAGAAGAGAGCCAGUGGGAUGAAACUACCUGCAACUUGGCUAUUUGUCAGCAUCCACAGUGCUGGGCAACUGUCCGAAGGAUUGAGAGGGGCCAUCCUCGAAUCCUGGGCUCACUGGGCAAAACUCCCCUGGAUGUUCAAGAUAAACUCCCAGUGCUCACGGUUGCAAACUUCUCCAAUUCCUACCUCCAGGCCAAGAGACUCACUCAGCAACAUUUAUCAGGAUUUACCUUCACUAAAGCCCGUUCUUUAUUGUGUCGGGGUUCAAAGCUUGACUUCAAGUUUCAACGAAGGCCUCAGAGGAGUUUCCCUGACAAAAGUGUGAUGGAGCAUACUGAUAGAUUUCCAAAACUUUCAGUGUUGAAUUUGAAUGAGACACAACUACCUUGCUCUGAAGAUGUCAGAAAUAUGGUUGUAAUCUGGAUCCCAGAAAAAACGGAGAAGAAUGUCUGGGAGGAAGUCAUGGUCAUUCUUGUUUCAAGCUCAGCUGAGAAGACACCUACUUUUUGGCAUGGGAAGAAGAGAAGAAAGAAAUUGAAAGGGGAAAGUAAGCCACCUCUGUGUCUCCCUGGAAGGCAGUACACAGACACACGCUUGGAAACUCCAGGAGUGGUGGUGCCUCCCCCAUCUCCAGUACACUUUUUUGAGCAGUCGAGUUCGGAAUCUGUCCCGGUCUGGGCCCAUGCUGACUCACUACCUCAGGAUCUGCUGAAGGACCUUUUGCCAGAUGGAGGAAAUAAUGUGCCCUGUGCAGAGAUGAAGCUACAGUUAUCUGUGAUGAAAAGGAAUCUUCCUCUGGAAAAGAACCGUCCUGACAGUGAAAUUUCUUCUAAGAUGUUUCUAACUAUACAACGCCUCACCUUGCAAACACCAUCAUUGCGCUAUCCUGAGGGUGUGAAGAAAUUGCACUAUAACCUGAAGAGAGAUGGUUCCAGGAAGCAGCAGCAGUGGCAGCAGCAGCGCCAGCAGCAGCAGCAGCAGCAGCAGCUGAGGAAGAUGAAAACCACAGCUAAGAAACAGGAGGCUAGAAAGAAAUCCAAGAGUGAUCCAGAGAGCCAGAAAUCUUCAUGUAAGCAUUCACUUGCCAUCAUCUAUAACCCUGUAUAUGCUAAGGAGACAUGUCAGUCAACUCUGUCGGUUUCAGAAAGUGAUGUGAAGUUGGUGGAGAUGGAAGCCAUCUCAAAGCAGGGUGUCAUAACGCAAUCAGUGAUGGAUGACUUUGACAACUACCUGGCUUUGCUCUCCAGUCUGGAAAGUACUGACAAAUCUGAGACAGAAUUCUCUUACAACGAAGCUAGUCUUCCAGAGGAUGCUACGUUGGGAGCCUCAGCUGCUGUCCACAAGAAGGCCCUCAAAAACUUUUCAGAAAGUAUGGCGAAAAUAGGCUGGAACCCUGAGCUCAAACUGCUAAGGAUUCUUCAGGCUACUGCUGAUGAGGAAGAGGAAAACCAUCCAUCAGGGGCUCAGAGUGUGGAGUCUCUGGAACUAUAG